Prorocentrum cordatum is the source of this 1365-nucleotide messenger RNA. Lineage: Eukaryota; Dinophyceae; Prorocentrales; Prorocentraceae. The record is from the annotation of a GenBank genome assembly.
CGCCGAUGAAGCUGCCGGCGACCCCGCCGGCCCCCGCGGCGAUCAGCGGCAGGUGCGCGGGCUCGUUCAACGGCUCCCCGCCGCUGUCGCGCCGCACGCCGCUCGCGGGCUCCCGCUCUGGCGGCGGGGGGGCGUCGACCCCGCACACGCCGCAAAGCCCUGGGGACAGCUGGUCCGGGCUGUCCGUCUCCAGCAGCAGCCGCUCCCGCGGCGCCGCCCGCAGGGCGGCCGCGUGCUUGGGCACCCGCAAAAAGGAGCCGAGGAGGACUGCGCCGGCCGCGAGCCCGGAGCCCGAGGAAUGCCAGGAGCCGCCGACCGCCUAGGGCACUUAGCGAAACGGGGGGGGAAGGUCAUCAUGAUGAUGGUGAUGAUGAUGAGGACCGGCUCGGGCCUCUGGAGUACAGCAAGUGGCGCCGCACUCUGAGAGGCUGGAGCUCGCAACGGGCAAGCGUCACAUGCCAAUGCCUAACCGCGCAGCCGCGCGCAACGCCGACGGGCUCCCGCAAGUGGGCCCCAAACGAGCCCGAGCCGCGUCCGCUGCUCCCGUCCAACGCCACCUUUCCUCCUCAUCCACAUCCUUAAAAGGCCUGCGCGCCUCGCGGGUCGAAACUGUGCCCGCGCGUACGAUCGCGGAGCGAGGUGCACCCGAGGGGCUAUGGGCAGGAGGUGUCCUCGCGGCCCCUGCGGCUGGAGCGGUGCGCUCAGCGCGGGGAGGGCCGAAACGUCGUCAACCACGAUACAUUGAGGAGAACUCACUGCCAUCCUGCAGCAAAGCUGGAAAAAUUGCACGAGGCCGCGCUAACAAGCUGGUCGUUGAGGAACCGCGCGAAAGAUCCCUGCAUGUAAUCAUAGCAGUCAUGCGCGCAUUCAAACACUCGUCAGCGGAAGCGCAAAGUCCUCGAGGAAAGAGGGCCAAGUUAGAGCAUCUCUUGGCAAUGGCGUGCUGCAGGAGAGCCCCGGCCGCGGCGCGCCCAGCGGGGCGCGGGCGGGUGGGCGGCGGGCCGGGGCGUGAAACGGAACGCUGCAGGCACCAGCCCUGCGAGAGAAGAAACGUGUGGGUCGCCUCGCGCGGCGGGCGCGAGGCGAGCAUCGCCAGGGUCGGCGGGGGUCUGUGGCUUGCUGGCGGCGCGCGAGAGGUGGGCGGGGGAGACGGGGGCGGACCUCCCAACAAAACGGGCGGGCUUCUCAACCGAACGAAGCCCCAUUCCGAGCCUCGGUCGCGCCCACUUCGAGAAACGCUAGGGGAGGACCCGCGGAAAGGCGCAGUGAGCAUCGAGCCCCUGCCGAGAUCAGGGCGGGCCUCUUGCCUCAAAGUUUUCUGAAUACAAGGAGGCAAGUGAAGGGUGCGCUUCUUCGGAGGGACGC